ACCAUCCAUCCAUCCAAAUUGAGAGAGAGAGAGAGAGAGAGAGAGAGAGAGAGAGAGAGAGAAUGGGUUCCCUGACCAACUUAGAGAAGCCUCAUGUAGUAUGCAUUCCAUAUCCAGCACAAGGCCACAUAAACCCAAUGCUAAAACUAGCAAAACUCCUUCACUACAAGGGUUUUCACAUCACCUUCGUCAACACAGAGUUCAACCACAAACGCCUCGUAAAAUCACAGGGCCUCGACUCCCUCACCGGAGUUCCCUCAUUCCGGUUCGAGGCCAUACCCGAUGGGCUCCCUGAGUCCGACCUUGAUGCUACGCAAGACAUCCCUUCCCUUUGUGAGUCCUGCGACAAUAACUGCUUGGUUCCUUUUAAAGAUCUUGUGUCAAAAUUAAACGACACUGCUUCCUCAAACGUUCCACCCGUGACUUGUAUAGUGUCCGAUGGGGCACUGACCUUCACUCUGGUCGUGGCUAAAGAAUUGGGCAUUCCAGAUGUUGUUUUAUGGACAGCUAGUGUUUGUGGUUUCAUGGGUUACGUUCAAUACCACAAUCUUAUCGAAAAGGGAUAUACGCCACUCAAAGAUGCGAGCUACCUUAUAAACGGAUACUUGGACACAGUAAUAGAGGGUAUACCUGGUAUGGAAGGUAUACGAUUGAAGGAUUUUCCAAGUUUCGUCCGAACCACUGACCCUAAUGAUUUUAUGAUCCAAUUUGCAUUGACUGUAAUUGACAAUGUUCGUAAAGCUUCUGCUAUUAUUUUCAACACAUUUGAUGAACUCGAGCAUGACGUUUUGGAACCCCUCUCCGCCAGUUUUCCUCCUAUGUACGCGAUUGGGCCUUUACAUCUACUCGUGAAUCAAAUCGAAGAAAAUAGCCUAAACGUCUUAGGAUCAAAUCUUUGGAAAGAAGACCCCAAAUGCCUCGAAUGGCUCGACUCCAAUGGACCCAACUCUGUUGUUUACGUGAACUUUGGAAGCAUCACAGUAAUGACGCCAAACCAAUUGGUGGAGUUUGCUUGGGGGCUUGCUAAUAGCAAUCAUGCAUUUUUAUGGAUAAUAAGGCCAGAUCUUAUAGCCGGCCAAACAUCUGUUCUUCCACCGGAGUUCUUGGACGUGACAAAAGAUAGGGGUUUACUAGCAAGUUGGUGCCCGCAAGAAAAAGUACUGGCACACCCGUCUAUCGGAGGGUUUUUGACCCACAAUGGGUGGAACUCUACUCUGGAAAGUAUUUCUAGUGGGGUGCCAAUGGUGUGUUGGCCAUUUUUCUCUGAGCAACUGACCAAUUGUUGGUUUUCGUGUGUUAAAUGGGGCAUUGGGAUGGAAAUAGACAGCGAUGUUAAGAGAGAGAAAGUCGAGGGUCUUGUGAGAGAGUUGAUGGUUGGGGAGAAGGGCAAGGAGAUGAAGAGAAGAGCCAUGGAAUGGAAGAAAUUUGCUGAAGAGGCUACUCAGGGUUCAUCUAGUUCUUCCUUGUUGAAUCUUGAUAAAGUAAUCAACCAAGUGCUUCUUUCUCCAAGACAUUAGGUUAGUUACCAUGACAUUGUAAUGAUAUGGCGAUACCAUUGUAUCUAAGUAAUAUUUAGUGUGGUCCUUCGAAUGAUAUUAUUAUUUAAUAAGUUCACAUUCAUCACUUGCAACUGUCAAAAUAAAUUCUCCUAGUAUAUUGACGACACAUUAUAUGUUAUAUGUAACGACUCGGAAUUUUAAUGAAUAAAAAUUUCGCUAUUUAUUGGAA
Rhododendron vialii is the source of this 1728-nucleotide messenger RNA. Its product is annotated as 7-deoxyloganetin glucosyltransferase-like. The record is from RefSeq and is a predicted model, not a curated record. The coding region runs from base 63 to 1517 and encodes 484 amino acids. Gene Ontology annotation, molecular function: UDP-glycosyltransferase activity. Lineage: Eukaryota; Viridiplantae; Streptophyta; Magnoliopsida; Ericales; Ericaceae. The transcript is spliced from 2 exons.